Zophobas morio is the source of this 1755-nucleotide messenger RNA. RefSeq lists its product as uncharacterized. NCBI's taxonomy places the organism in Eukaryota, Metazoa, Arthropoda, Insecta, Coleoptera, Tenebrionidae. The record is from RefSeq and is a predicted model, not a curated record. The transcript is spliced from 2 exons. The coding region runs from base 375 to 1700 and encodes 441 amino acids. Gene Ontology annotation, biological process: positive regulation of Notch signaling pathway. Gene Ontology annotation, cellular component: nucleus.
GUACACCCGUCAUUCAAAUUCCGUAAAAACUUUUAGUACUACCGUGCGAUAAAAACUGAUUGAGUCUGUUGGCAAUUCUAGAUUUUUAGUUGAAAUAGGUAUGUUUUGUACAGUUUCAGACAAACAUUGACCCAAAUUUGCACAACAACCCUGGUCUCUGUCAAUUGUGUUUUUAUAAAUAUUUGGGUCGGAGGACGGAAUGAAAUUCAAAGGCGGCAAAUUUCGACAUUUGUACCUACAUUGACCAGAAGGGGUCACCACUAGUUGACUGUAAAAAAACGUCGAAUCCACAACCUGCAGAAGUGAGGUUAGGUUUAUGUUUAAUUUUAAUAACAAGUAAUUCGAGUUCAUUACGCUAAGCAAGCCCUGUCGAAAUGGAUCUGUGGAACAUUAAAGAUUUGGAGCCACCCCCAGUCACCAGCUGUAAAGCCUGCACAAAGCAAAUCGAUGUGCGCCUCCUGCAUGCCGUUCUCCAAGAAGGAGUCAACUUUUUCUCAAACCAGCACCACUUAUUCACUGAAGCCGCUCUACUCUCACGCUCAGUCUACCGUUUCAAGAUGAAAUUUCGGUCCUCUAAGGAUUUCAAAAUCGUCGAAAAACUCAACCACAUUCUGCGGACUUACCAGAGAAUGCACAUUUCGGCGGCGUUGAACGUGCUGUUGGUCACAAUUCCUCAGAAUUACAAAGCCAACAACACCUACAUGUUGACAAAAAACAUGUUGGAUUAUGUUUUAGUACGCCUACAAGGAGUGGGAAAGCUGUUGUGCGCAACUUUGGAAGCUUGUAAGGAGGUUUCAGCUGCCAUGCAGCAGAGAUUAAGAAUAGGGCAUUUUUGGAAAGUCGCUAUUGUUAUUUUUGCGACAGCUGCCAGGAUUUUUGUGGUUGCUAAAAAUGCCUUGAAGUAUUGUUGUGAGUUGUAUGGGAAUUUGUUGCCGUAUUCCUCGAGUUUGGGGAAUUCUGGGGUGCAGUGGUUGCCGGAAGGGUACAUUUUCCCCAGUCAUUUGGAUGAGUGGUUGGAGAUUGAUUGGUUGGAUCUGGAUAACGUGAUUGAGAUUCUUGAUGAUGAACCUAUUUUGUCUUAUUUAAAACUAACAGAUUCUGAUGAUGAGGUUGAAUUUUGUGAUGAGUAUAUUCUUGUUAAAGACGACCCUAUCUCUUGUAUUUUUGUUAAGGACGAUAUUCCUAUCUCUGAAGACGUCCCCUGGGACGUUGUAGAUAUUGGCGAGGAUUCUGUAAUUCGGUGCGAUGACAGCGACGUGGAAAGAAUAAGUACACCAGAAGGUGAUGAAGAUGUUGGGGAGGUUAUUAACAUUAGCGACAGCGAAAUGCAAACACCGCUGAAACGAAAACAAAAAAUAUCUGCAUCCAAAGCAGACACUGGAGAAAAUACUGGGAAUAAUAAAAGUCAAACAUUGUCCAAACGAAAACGGAAAAAACGCGUCUCAAAAAGUUUGGUGGAAAAUAAAAUAAAUGAAAGUGACACGCCAAAAAGACGACGAAGAAAAUCCGCAAUUAGAAAAGUAGAAAAAAAGGAAACCAAUGUGAGUGGAAAAGGUAAAAAGUCACCCAGAAAGAAACAGGAACAACCAUUUCCAGCCAGUGCAGUGAAAAUAAAAACGAAUGCCUCUUUUCAACAAAAACAAGGAACAAAAAAGAAAAGGAAACUGAAGCGUCUGCAGCGACGUAGUGCACAACGAUAAAUAAAAAUGAAUUUUUUUGUAAUGGAUAAUACCAGUAAAACUAAUAUUUCUCGUU